AUGAGAGGCAAUGAACCGUGUGGUGAGCUAAGGCCGGGUUCAACCCGCUGUCAGAGAGGCAAAACCGAAAAGUCCCACCUUUCCCCAGUGGUGGUCUUGGACCCUCAAGAAGUGGCGGUGUGGCUGGCAAGCAUGAAACUCAACAAAAAGGCAGAUACUCAACCCCCCUGCCAGGAGCCGGUAUCUCCUCUAGGCCCUCAAAGAGUCUUGGAGAAUAAAUAUGGAAAGGGCAGGGCUGUCCCUGGCGAGGGAAGCACCUGUAGGAGAGCCUGCAUCAGCGGCUUCAGCGCCAGCCGCUGGGGGAGGCAAACGAGACAACGUCCAAAAAGGCACAAAACUAAGAAGAGACAGCAGCAGCCUAAUAACUCCCUCUUCCAAUCACAGAUGAGGCAAAAACGAAUGAAGAGGGAUGUUCUGGAGAUGUCUGCAGAUAUAAGAGACUAUGACUACUCCCUCCUCAAUAGCCCCCAUUCCUGGGGUAGACUUCGAGCAUCUUUGUCCUUCCAUAAGAAGAAGAAAGUUGCCACCGCAGAAGACAGUUCCUGCAACAGCAUCCUUUGCACCCCCUCUGUGAAAUCCCACCUUUCAAGACACCAAACAACCUUCUCUUCUGGUAAGGCCCAGUGCUGCACUUGGUCUGCUUCCUCCAUGGUCCUGCUGGCUCCCAUGAAUUCCUGUUCUGCCCUGGAACUAAUGCUUACAGAUGCAGAUAAAGUUUUUGGAGAAUGCCAGCAGGAGGGGCCUAUCACUUUUGAGGAAUGCAUUCCUCUAGAUAAGAUGAAAAAUUGCAAGAAAAUUGGAGAAGGGGUGUUUGGAGAAGUCUUCCAGAUCAACAGUGAGAGAGGACCUGUGGCCUUAAAAAUAAUUCCCAUUGAGGGGACUGAAAGAGUAAAUGGUGAAGCUCAGAAGAGCUUUGGAGAGAUUCUGCCUGAGAUAAUAAUUUCAAAAGAACUCAGUCUUCUGUCUGAAGAGUCUGUGAAUAGCACUGUUGGGUUCAUCAGCUUGUACUCUGUGCACUGCGUUCAAGGGGCCUAUCCCAAGUAUCUCCUGAAAGCCUGGGACAAAUACCACAAAGUAACAGGAUCAGAAAAUGAUCGACCAGACCUUUUUGGGGACGAGCAGCUCUUCAUGGUUCUGGAGUUUGAAUUUGGAGGCAGCGACUUGGAGAAUAUGAGAAAGAACCUCAGUUCAGUGGCAUCAGCAAAAAGCAUUUUGCACCAGAUCACUGCUUCCCUGGCUGUGGCAGAACAGGAACUGCACUUCGAGCACAGAGACUUGCACUGGGGGAACGUGCUGGUAAAGAAAACGGAUGUAAGGGAGCUUAAUUAUGUGUUGAAUGGGGCAACACACACAAUCCCCACUUCAGGGCUUCACGUCAACAUCAUAGAUUAUACCUUGUCACGGCUGGAAAAGGACGGGUUAACUGUGUUUUGUGACCUUUCCACUGAUGAAGAAUUGUUUCAAGGCACAGGAGACUAUCAGUUUGAUAUCUACAGGCAAAUGAAAGUGGAGAACUCCAACAACUGGACUGACUACCAUCCACACAGCAACGUCCUCUGGCUGCACUACUUGUCAGAUAAACUUUUGAAAGACAUGGUCUACAGGAAAAAGGAAUUGACUUCUUCCAUGAGGAAAACAAAGCAGCAGCUCAUUAAGUUCCAUAAAGAAGUACUGACCUUUGAGUCUGCCAGUGAAGUUUUACAAAACAGCAGCCUCUUCCAGUGAGCAAGAGCUCAGGGUUUCCAAGGACUAAGUCACUGAUACAUAAAAAACAGCAAAGGAGAAAGGCAGUAUGAUGUUUUCAAAUGUUGGCACAACAAAAAAGUGUUAUGAUUGGUUAUCAGUGUGUAUAACAUGCUAUCAAAAAUUUCUAAAACACCCGAAAAAGUCUUCUCCUUUAAGAUGUUUCCAUAUGUACUUUUUUUGAGGGGUGAUGGGGCCAAGAAAGAGCUGAGUUGAUGUUUGAGCAGAGGAGAAAAAGAUUUCUUCAGGCUCAAAUAAUGUUUUGAAUUCCACAGAAAUCUUACCUUUUAGUCUUAGAUUAUUAAAAUUUUUUUCUUACUA
Molecule: messenger RNA, 2064 nt
Organism: Athene cunicularia (burrowing owl)
Lineage: Eukaryota; Metazoa; Chordata; Aves; Strigiformes; Strigidae
Gene: HASPIN
Product: histone H3 associated protein kinase
Exons: 2
Coding region: 1-1725 (574 amino acids)
Biological process (GO): protein phosphorylation; intracellular signal transduction; mitotic cell cycle
Cellular component (GO): cytoplasm; nucleus
Molecular function (GO): histone H3T3 kinase activity; ATP binding
Source: RefSeq, a predicted model, not a curated record